UUUCGCGCGUUAUCUGUUCUAAACUACAAAGCGAAAGUCAUUUGUUGUGGUGAUUUAAUUGUUUUUUUUUUCUUCCAGACUCGUGCACGUCAGCAGUUGAACUUGAUUCAAAACGGGUGGAUUGCUGAGGCUGCGGGUGAAGGUUUGUCCGACUAUCGUAAAAAUCAAUUCUUAAAAGACCAAUCUCUUUCGGGCAAAUCAACUAUUCCUAUCGACAUGUAUAAUGUCAUAUCACUGUUGCAAUUCAAUAUAUUCGAUAGGGUAUAGGCUAAUCACUAUAACGCCCCUUCACUUCUGCUGCGAUUCCCAAAUUUUCAUGGACAAAUGUGCCGAGUGCGAGAGUGCAAUAAUCUGCAUCUAGAUGUUUCAUUUUUUGUGCAUUCAUCCUGCUAACCCAUUUUUGGCGAAUUACUUUCGCUCAAUCAACCUAUCGUGCGAUGCAGUGUACCGCCUCCUGCACCGUUUGUCAUCACUGCCAAUUUGGUAUAAAAUCGUUGGCCGGCUGGCUUGUAAAUCACAGUUCUUCAGCUGAUUCAAUCCUCUCAACUACUCCUCCAACAUGCAGUUCAUCAUUUUCGCCGCUCUCCUCGCCACCGCCGCUGCAACCUACAGCGCACCCGUUUAUAACGCACCGGCGCCGGUGUACUCCACUUCGCCACCCGCUUAUUCCGAGCCGGUCUACACCACAACUUACUCCGCACCGGUCUACUCGACAUCUUCUUCCUCUUACUCCGCACCUGAAUAUUCGACAUCUUCCUCAUCUUACUCCGAUCCCGAAUACACCACUGAGGAAUACACUGCUGCGUCUGAAUCCAACGAAUCCAACGAAUCCGGCGAGGCCAGCAGUAUCGAGCUCACGACCACCUAUGCCGCCCCUUCCUACAAUGAGCCCGAGUACACAACAGCCGCUUACUCCGCUCCCGGUUACAACGCUCCUGGUUACAACGCUCCCGCUUACUCCGCUCCCGCUUACUCCGCUCCCGCUUACAAGGAGCCUGAAUACACCACGGCCGCCUACGCUGCUCCGGUGUACUCCGCACCAGUUUACUCCACUGCUGCCCCCGUCUACCAAGCUCCUGUUUACCAAGCUCCCGCUGCACCCGCCUACCAAGCUCCUGCUGCUCCCGUUUACCAAGCUCCCGCUGCUCCCGUCUACGAAGCCCCCGUCUACGAAGCUCCCGCCUAUACUCCAUACUAAGCCAUCACCCACAGCAGUAUUAUCCUACACUUAAAGAUGACUAAAUUAUUAUUUAUUUAAAAAGAUCGCUUAUAAAAAAAAUGUAAUUGAGUAUUUAUUAAUAGACAACUGAG
This is a messenger RNA of Daphnia pulicaria, 1311 nucleotides long. RefSeq names its product repetitive proline-rich cell wall protein 1-like. The transcript is spliced from 4 exons. Bases 560 to 1198 code for a protein of 212 amino acids. Lineage: Eukaryota; Metazoa; Arthropoda; Branchiopoda; Diplostraca; Daphniidae. The record is from RefSeq and is a predicted model, not a curated record.